AUGAAACUCAUAGUGACAGAGUUAUCGAACUUAGUUCGGAGUAGUUUUCCAUUUAUCAAUCAAAUAUCUUGUUCUAGAACUUUUACAAAGGCCAUUACUUCACCUGGAGGUGCUCUUGUUAAGUUCUAUGCACCAUGGUGUGGAUAUUGUCUGCGUUUUGAAGGACCCUAUUCCGAUGCGGUCGAGAAACUAUCGAAAGUCGCGCCAAAAUUAAUCGUUGCCCGAAUCGAUGUCACUCGUUUUCCUGCAGAAGCGUCUUUUGCGCAAGUCCGAGGAUAUCCCACUGUCCUUCUGUUCAUACGUGGAAAGUCUUAUAAUUUCAAUGGUGAACGCACAGUCCAAGGUAUUGUCACCUUUGUUGAAAAUGUUCUAGGACCUCCUGUUAAGGAGUUGGCCAAUGCGGACGCACUCAAUGAAAAGGUGGAAGAGCAUUAUGAUGCCGUAUUCUUCCUCUUCUAUGGUUUAGAUUCUGGAACCCUUUGGGAAGCCUAUAAUGCUACUGCUGAAGAGUAUAGAUUACAGUUGCCCUUCUAUCACCUGAAAGGACAGACCGAAGCGGGUGAAAUUUUCGUCUACAAAGAUGGUGGAAAGAAGUUGCUUGAAUGGGAGGAAGACAUUGACAUACAGCAACAUAUAACGAACUUUGUGGAGCAAAAUAGGAAUCCAGCCUUUGGUUACAUUAGUGCCUACGAUUUGCGUCACACACAGUCAGAUGGCUCAAGCCUUGUCUGUGUAUUCCUCGUCGAUUACACAUCGGAUUCAACUGAAGUUUUCAAAAAGAUUGGAAGAGAGUUGGCGUUUACGAAUUUUAAUCCUUCGUCGAAUGUGUAA
This is a messenger RNA of Rodentolepis nana, 831 nucleotides long. The record is from the annotation of a GenBank genome assembly. NCBI's taxonomy places the organism in Eukaryota, Metazoa, Platyhelminthes, Cestoda, Cyclophyllidea, Hymenolepididae.